This is a messenger RNA of Carassius carassius (crucian carp), 1459 nucleotides long. RefSeq names its product H2.0-like homeobox protein. The record is from RefSeq and is a predicted model, not a curated record. Gene Ontology annotation, molecular function: DNA-binding transcription factor activity, RNA polymerase II-specific; sequence-specific DNA binding. The coding region runs from base 175 to 1197 and encodes 340 amino acids. The transcript has 4 exons. Gene Ontology annotation, biological process: regulation of DNA-templated transcription. Lineage: Eukaryota; Metazoa; Chordata; Actinopteri; Cypriniformes; Cyprinidae.
UCCACUUCCAUUGGCUUGCAAAGAGCCAAUCAAUAACGGAAGUCCUGCUUAGAGCUUUUUGGUCUCCUGUCUGGAGUUCCAUACUUGAGGAGAAACGCGAGAGAGGGCAGUUUGUACUCAUUACAUGUAGUUGUGUGCGAUUCUGUGUCGAGAAGUUUUGGCUUGCCUGCCAGGAUGUACACGGCGGGACUCAAUCCGUUUUACGCAUCGAACUUUAGCCUUUGGACCGCGUACUGCUCGAGCGGUUUUGGGGUGGACAGCAUGAAGAAACCCUCGUUCUGCAUCGCUGAUAUUCUGCACGUUGGAGAUGCUGAGAACAUCCCCGGUUCGUCUUCGCUAAUGGCUCACAUCGGGGCCCGGGGAUCCCCGUUACGCCCGUCCCCGAUCACUCCAAGCGCGUCCGCGUAUCACAGGCACGGAAUACACUUUACAUCCAGAGCUGCGUUGAACGCGCAAUCCGCGCCUCCGCUGUGCAGCAAAGACCUCAAGUUCGGGAUCGAUCGGAUAUUAUCCACAGACUUCGAGCCGAGGGGAAAAGAAUCGCUAUCGCUGAGAGAUCUCACAUUGAUUGUUAGUCCGAAUCGGCAGUCAGCAGUCCAUGUGUCUGCCAGCCCUUACUUCGCGUCCAUGAGCGAAACCUCCUCCAUGAUGGGUUCAAUAAGCAAUGCCGCGAGGCAAUCAGGGCAACAUCAGUUUCAAGACACCUUCCCAGGGCCUUACGCGGUGCUUUCCAAAGACACAAUGCCACAGACUUACAAGAGGAAAAGGUCGUGGUCCAGAGCCGUGUUCUCCAACCUCCAGCGGAAAGGCCUCGAGAAGCGCUUUGAAAUCCAGAAGUACGUCACUAAACCGGACAGAAAACAGCUGGCUGCGAUGCUGGGCCUCACCGAUGCACAGGUCAAAGUUUGGUUCCAGAACCGGCGGAUGAAGUGGAGGCAUUCCAAAGAAGCGCAGGCGCAGAAGGACAAAGAGAAAGAGCUGACGGAUAAAUCCGCGACCGAAACCGAACCCAAAGAACGCGAGGACUCCGAGUGUGAAAGCGAACCGAGCGAGUCCGAAUCGGAGGACGGCGCGGAGGACAAAAGCGACGUGGACAUUUCUGACCUCAACAAAGCCAAUGUGAUUAUUCCCGGAACUCUCGCGGUCAGCACGCACGACACAUGCAGCACAGACUCCACGACAGAAACGAGCGCGUGAGCAUCUGAUGGACGCCAAUUAAGCGUAUUACGGACAGAGAUACAGAACAGAGCGCGCGCGAGCCAUCGUUUCUUUGUGAAACAGACCCUUCAUGACCCUUGAGAGAGGACAGCAGCGAUCUGGCUGCAGUGAACCACUCGACCUUCAUGAGACGAUUUGGGAAUUGAAUGUUCAUCAUUUAAAACGUUGAUAAACGUGACUGUAUUAUAUUUGGUCUGUAAGUAUUUGCACUGAAAAUGUAAAUAAACGUUUGUUACUAAUA